UUUCGCAUACCACGCUACAACUACUUUACAACGGCACCUCGUUAUAUCAGACGUACCAUACACCAUGGAAAGAAUCAAGCAAUUAUCUAAGGCUAACGAAACGGUUCAAAACUUAGGACCUGGCAACAAUAUUGUUCAUCAACCGGGCAACGUCGAACUUCCCACAUUGAGGGGAUCCCUGAAACUUUAUGUAGAAGAACGUGCAGAUAACAGUUUAAAGCGUAGUUCUGGUUCAGCUUACAUCAUUCACUGGAACGAACAAAAAAUACCCGUUUUCCGAGCCAACGUCGAAUGCGUUAAUGGGAUCAUACACGUCAUCGACGCUCCAUUCUUGAAAAAAGACGACAUCAGAGUUAGCCUUGGAAGUUCUUUGAAACCAACUGCAGUCUUUGUGCUGAUAGCUGCCGUAGUCUCUUCGAAAUACAUAUUACAUUAAUUAUAUUUAUUUUAUUAUUAAGGUAUAAAUUGAUUUUGUAUUUGGAAUUUUCAAAUUAUGUUUUUAUAAAAACAUUGUGCACUUGACUUGGUAACGUCACUAUUUGCUUUAAUAAGUUUUUGUUUAUGGUUUUUAUAUUUUAUAUUUACACUUAAAUAAUUAGCUAUUUCAGUGUAAAUAUAAACGAUAGUUUGAGAGAAAUUAUAUGUUUUAAGAAAAUAAAUUUAAACGUUUUACACUUUUUCGUCUUUUUAAAUUUUUUAAAUAUAAACCAAUACAUAGACACCUCCAGCUUGAAGCUAAAUUUAUAGAAAAAAAUCGUAAUUAUUUAUCUACAAUUUGAAUAAAAAUACAUUUAUUUUUAAUAAAUUAGCUAAAUUAUUAUUAAAAAUUAAAAAAUAUAUAUAUAAUUGAAGAGAAAGUUUUAUUUAAAGAUCUCAUACCAUUAAAUACCAAAUCGUCAUCAUAAGUAUAUAAAGUAAAAUAAGUAUGGUAAUCGCAGAACAAUUUCCGAUGCACGUGAUCAACUUUGAGUGACAAGCGAUGGCGACAGCGCUGCCAAAUUGUGAUGGAUUUAUGAGAUGA
This is a messenger RNA of Sitophilus oryzae (rice weevil), 1021 nucleotides long. Its product is annotated as fasciclin-1-like. NCBI's taxonomy places the organism in Eukaryota, Metazoa, Arthropoda, Insecta, Coleoptera, Curculionidae. The record is from RefSeq and is a predicted model, not a curated record. Bases 65 to 436 code for a protein of 123 amino acids. The transcript is spliced from 4 exons.